AACACGUCAUACUCAUAAACACAAUGUUCAUUGUUUUUUCCACUUAGUGCACAAUUAAUAUAAAAAUUUCAUGAAAUAUAAGAAAAAUUGUUGGUUUCCUCCUUUUAUUCAUUUCUUUUGUUAGUUCUAUUCUUGUCAUCAUAACUUUUACGAGAAUACUACUACCAUACGGUGCGUUUGGAAGCAAGGACAUUUAAGUCAUUACAACUUAUCUGAAUAAGCACGUUUUUAAUCUAUGAAGGACAAGAACACAAACGAAAGAAUUGCUGUUUUGACAUCACACUUCACUCAUUCAACUUCAAUGGCUUCUGAGAAAGAAGCUGCCCUUUCUGCCAUUCCUCCUGAUUCCGAUUCCCCCACCAUAUUUGACAAGAUCAUCAACAAGGAGAUUCCUUCUACUGUUGUUUAUGAGGAUGAUAAGGUGCUUGCCUUUAGGGACAUAAAUCCUCAAGCUCCCGUGCACAUUCUAAUCAUUCCUAAAGUCAGAGACGGAUUGACUGGUAUCUCUAAGGCUGAGGAGAGGCACUUCGACAUUCUUGGCCGACUUCUCUACACUGCAAAGCUGGUUGCGAAGCAAGAAGGUCUUGACGAAGGCUACCGGGUUGUAAUUAACGACGGGCCACAAGGAUGCCAAUCGGUUUACCACAUUCAUGUGCACGUUAUUGGUGGUCGUCAGUUGAACUGGCCACCGGGCUAAAAUGAAGGAAACGAUUUGCGGCGAGCCGUCAGGAAUGGUAGGCAAUAAUACUCUGAUUGUUGUGCUGUGUUUCAACAAUGGUUUAAGUGACUAAUAAUUUGAUUUGAUACCUGACAUUUGAAGCUACUAUGGUUCUUUAUUACUUUAUAUAUGUUAUUGAAUGUGUUUAAACUGAUGUUGAAUUUAGGUUAAAAGUGAGUUGCAAAGUUGUUUUUACAGACUUUGAUUGCUGUUGGUUGAUUGUUAAAGGGCUCAUUUGUUAUGGAUUAUUAGAAAAAAAUUGAUUAUCAAAGCAACUUAUUUGAAAUAAGUUAAUUUCUUAUUA
Lathyrus oleraceus (garden pea) is the source of this 1022-nucleotide messenger RNA. RefSeq names its product 14 kDa zinc-binding protein. NCBI's taxonomy places the organism in Eukaryota, Viridiplantae, Streptophyta, Magnoliopsida, Fabales, Fabaceae. Gene Ontology annotation, molecular function: catalytic activity. The record is from RefSeq and is a predicted model, not a curated record. Bases 236 to 697 code for a protein of 153 amino acids. The transcript is spliced from 5 exons.